Molecule: messenger RNA, 6598 nt
Organism: Acipenser ruthenus (sterlet)
Lineage: Eukaryota; Metazoa; Chordata; Actinopteri; Acipenseriformes; Acipenseridae
Product: forkhead box protein O6-like
Exons: 2
Coding region: 955-3033 (692 amino acids)
Biological process (GO): regulation of transcription by RNA polymerase II
Cellular component (GO): nucleus
Molecular function (GO): DNA-binding transcription factor activity, RNA polymerase II-specific; RNA polymerase II cis-regulatory region sequence-specific DNA binding
Source: RefSeq, a predicted model, not a curated record
GUCAGUCAAUUAUCUGAUACACUAUAGUACGGUAAAUACUAUGAGCAACCAACGUCAUUUGCACACAACCCUGCAAAGUAUGAGCAACACAGAGAACUCGGGUUUAAACUAAAUCAUAUUCCCGUGGAAUCUGGAGAGAGACGCUGUCUUUUUUGCUUUCUGUUUGUCUGUAUGAAUUGAGGGUACAGCACAAGGGAGAGGUAAUCUACAGCAACAGCCGUGUUCACCACUCUCCAGUAGUAACUGAUUUUGCCUGGAAUUCAGCCACUUAUAAAUGAUUCAUACGACCUGAUUUUUGUAAAGAGAGUAAUUGUACUCCCAGCGGGAUAUCAUCAUUGUGUAGCAGGUCUCAAAUCAGUCAAGAAAGAAGACAGGGGUUUGUUUUUAUGCGUGAAGAAUUGGAAGCUGUGCCAGAGCGGCCAGGUUUGGGGUUUAUCCCUGGCUGUUUGUGGGGUUUUUAAGAAUUCUGGACCGCUAGUGUGGAUUGUCUGCCUGUCGAGACGUUGUCAUCUGUUGCUGCUACCGGCGUUUUAAUAACCAGUCUACACACAUCUCCAGAUGCAGCCGUUGAUUUCGGUCUCUUCUUAGGUGUACCCGGCAAAUGGAUUGGCAGCAACCCCCUGCAUUAUAAUUCUUUUAUUUAUUAUUAUUGUGCGUUCUUGGGAAUUUUGUUUGGGGUUCGAAAUGGAAGACAAAUUAUUGCUAUUAUUAUUAUUACUAUUAACAUUGCACGUUCGGCAAUAAUACACAAUGAUCUACCACGUCCGCUGCAUGCUGUAAAAUACAGGUUACUGUUAACUAUAUCUGCUCAUACUAUCAUUCCUUUUGGAUUGCAAAUACGACUUCUCUAAAUAUAAAAGGGCGAAGGAAGCCGAUACAGUCCUUGGGCUUGGCACUUGAUUUUUUUUUUGUGCUUCUGACAGGAACAAAAAACAAACUAAUAGAAAGGAAUAAAUGCUUAUGAUGGAGGAGGACGACACGCUUGAUCUGGAAGCGCAUCAGGUUGAAAUCGAUCCGGAUUUUGAGCCCCAAAGCCGGCCUCGCUCCUGCACCUGGCCGCUCCCUCACCCAGAUGAUUUCCCCGGAGGUGGCGAGGAAGAAAACGGAGUUGCCUCCUCCUCCUCGCCUUCUUCCUCCGUCAAGAAAGAGCCCGGAAUGCCCAAAGAUGCUACUGGUCUUGGCGCUGAGCUAAACGGAGGCGCAGCGCUGGAGCACAACCGCUCAGUAGGCGCCCUGUCUCCCGCAGCCGCCGCCGUGCACGCCUCUCUGUGCGGGGCUGCCCUCGAUGUUGCAGGGCACCUCCGCAAAACCAAAUCGUCCCGACGGAACGCAUGGGGGAACCAGUCAUAUGCGGACCUCAUCACGAGAGCCAUCGAGAGCACCCCGGAAAAGAGACUCACCCUGUCGCAGAUAUACGACUGGAUGGUCCGCUAUGUCCCUUAUUUUAAAGACAAAGGCGAUAGCAACAGUUCAGCCGGGUGGAAGAACUCCAUCCGUCACAACCUGUCCCUGCACACACGAUUCAUCCGCGUGCAGAACGAGGGCACGGGGAAAAGCUCCUGGUGGAUGCUGAACCCGGACGGGGGCAAGUCGGGCAAAGCCCCCCGCCGGAGGGCAGUCUCCAUGGACAACAACAGCAAGUUCCUGAAGAGCAAGGGGAGAGCCAGCAAGAAGAAAGCAGCUGCUGUGGCAGCCUCAGCGCAGGAAGGACCAGAGGAGAGCCCAGGGAGAGGGGCAGGGGGAGCAUGGAGCCCUGCAGGGGGAGGGGGAGUCGUAGCAGGGGGGGUGGGGGAGGAAUUUGAUGCCUGGACCGACAUCCGCUCACGGGCCAGCUCCUCCGCAUCCACACUAAGCAGCCGUCUCUCCCCGAUCCUGGCUGCAGACGAUGAUCUGGAACCAGAGGAUGGUCCUUCAUGCUCUGCCUCCCCACGGAUGUACCCCAGCCCUUGCAGCACCCUGUCACCAAACGUGGGCACGGGGGGCCGCUGUCCUGUAGAGCUCCCCCAGCUAGCAGACCUGACAGGGGCCAUCAACCUCAAUGAGAACCUCAACGGGCUUCUGGAGCACCGCCAGGACAGCUACGCUCCUUCUCACCAGCAGAUGAAGCAAAGAGCUUCUGGAUUCCCCUUCCACGGGUCCAAGUGCGCAGGGACUCCUUCCAGUGCUGGAACCUACUGCGGCACCAUCUACAGCCAGUCAUCCAUGGGCAUGCUGCGCCAUUCGCCCAUGCAAACCAUCCAGGAGAACAAGCCCACCACCUUCCAGGCGGCCGUUGGGAGCCACUACCCCAGCAGCACCUCCUUACAAGAUCUGCUCACUUCCACCCAACAGUACCGAGCAAAGGCACUUAUGCUAAGCCAUGAGGUUAAUUCUUUGAUGCCCAACCCUGCAGUGGGGGUGACCUCCCAUGCCCACUCCCACUCCCACUCUCACUCCCACUCUCACAGACCUACGCUCUGCAGCAGCAGCAGUGGCAGCAUCUCAAGAGGACUGUCGAAUGGUGGUGGGCUGAUGCAAGCUUACAAUAACACAAACAACAGCCUCAAAGUUGGUGGCAUGUACCCUUCAUCCAAUCACAGCCAUCUCCCCACCUCCACCGCCUUGCCACCCAAUCCGGCUGGGCUGCUGGGUGCCCCACUGGACACGUGUCACCUAGCUACCGCCCCCCACCAAAGGCCACACCCUGGCCAGCCUUACCCCAUCCACAGCCAUCACCAAGGCAUGGUGGACUCCAUCCAUGGCCCCUACCACCCUCACCCCCACCCCCAAGGGAACUACCAUUACCACAGCCAUCUCCACCACCACUACCCCCCCGAGCGGCUGCCAGCAGACCUGGACCUGGACAUGUUCCACGGCAGCCUGGACUGCGAUGUGGAGUCCAUCAUCCUCAAUGAUUUCAUGGACUCCUCAGAGGAGAUUGACUUCAAUUUUGACUGCACUCUGUCACAGGGCAACAUGGGCAUGGCUAUGGGCAUGGGCAACUUGCCUGGGACGCCCCAGACCCACAAUAACCAGAGCUGGGUGCCAGGUUAGGAGGGAAUGGGAGGGGAUGAGGCAUAGCCCCCUAUCUCAUCCCCAUGGACUGAUCUGAGACUGAUGUAUAAGUCUUCUGUGCUUCUUAACCAAGGCUUUCAAAACCACAUUCACACAAGUCUCUUAGUGCUAUACUCUGGUGAAGACAUAAUGUAUCCUACUCAACUGUAAAGUUGAUGACUCAGUUCCUUAACCCUACACAUUUAAGGAUUGGCAGCAAGUUUAAGUUUCAGGUGAGGUACUAUUAACUAAAACAAAGGAAGCUAUCAAGGAAAUGUAUCCUGCCACGACACUAUAUGCUCACUUCCUUCCUGUGUCACAGAUUAUAGGAUCCCUCAUGAGCAUUUCACUGCCUUUGUGUGGUUAGGGUGCCUUUAACUGUAACCCAGGAAGGAAGUGAAUUCUAGUGUUGUGGUAAGAUAACUGGGCUUCAUCUUAAAAAAGUGAAACAAAACGCAGAACUAUACAAGGUUGUGAGAAUGUGCUGACGCUAACAGAAGAAAAUGCUUUUCAAAGCCUUGGUUCCUCCACUUUAACAAGGUUCAGACUUGAUGGGUUCCUCUCAACACUGUACAAGAUAAGAAUGAGUAAGUCUUAGACUGACUUUGAGAGAUUAGAAAAAAUGGUUUGUCAUUAUUUAACCGUUUAACUAUAACUCUCAUAUUUCAUUGGUACAUCUCUACUCACGAUUGCAAACCACAGGUCCCUUGAAUUAACAUCUAGACAGCAGGAAGUGCUUCACAUCAACCAGGUCCAUUGGGUGUCAAUAGAUUAAAAAACAUUGACAACAAAUUAAGCAAGCUCUAGCCAAACUACAACAAGUAGACUUCUAACAAAUGUACUGGUACUAUCUUCUCAAAACAAAAAAACAUUAAUGUUAAUGCCUGUUCCAUCGCCCAUUGCCUGCUGGGUAAUUGAAGACUAUUGGGCACUUAACAAAAAGACAAGGCCAGUUCUCAACAGAUAAUGACUGCUGUGGAGGAUAUUAAUGGUAUCAUAAAACAAAUAAACGGUUUUGUGUAUGAGGAACUUUUGAAAAUAUGUUUUAUAAUUUGGACUGGAAAUUUAGGCUGCUUGGAAUUUGCGUCACGGUUUAAAAUUAGUUUCAAGAUGAACUUUUAGACAUCAUCUGUCAUAGCAUAAAGACUGCUCAUAACCUCAUAACCUGAUGAAACAUACACCAUUAUAAUACUCCAAAUUGUUCAACAGAAAAAUACAUUUAAAUGCUGAAUAUCUUAGACUACUGAAUUCUUAUCUUCUACUUUGAUAACUGUUGUUCUGUGUUCUUUUGCAGAUACGCCCCUGUAUACAUGUCCUGUUUGUUAGUCAACACUUGAGUCAGUGAAAUACCUUAAGGGGCCGUCCAGAAUUAUCGUAAUUUUGUAAAAGCGUACAAAGAGUGUGCAGGGGGAGGUGGGUGUUCCAAAAAUCAUGACGUUUUAAUAUAGUUUGAAAUAUUCACAUGCCUUCUUUAAAAAGACGCAAGAGAUGUGAUGUGAUGAAAUGUGAUGUGAUGAAAUGUGUUUAUCAAUAUCAGGUUUAUCAUAGGUGAUUUCAAAUACAGAAAGACAGCACCACACGUUUAAAUUAAAAUUAAAAGGUGAAAUAUUUUAAUUUGUAUUUGUUAGUGUAUUCCCCCAGUAUGCAAAUACGUGCACAAUUAAUUCAGAUACAUACCUAAUAUGUCUAAAAUCUGGGUGUACAAACAACAGCACAACUUUGUCAAAACGUCAAUGGAAUCUUAUACAGUACACUGUACCAUACAAACAAGCUUCUGUAAACUGAAAAUAAAAAUACUAGUGAACACACACAGGUGUGAAAGGACUUGCUCAUCAUGAAAGUAAUAAAAUAUAAGCUGCAUCACUCAGUAGAUGGAAGAUUAUGAAAAAUAUGUCGAAAAAGAGCAUGCUGUGUACACUUGCUGUAAUUGAUGGUCAUUUUGGACGACCCCUAAGAGGAAAUCCCUUUUGGAUCCAAGUGUAACUGCCCUUCUCCUACCAUUGCAUUGCCAUUGUAGGGCCACUGCUUGUCAUUUCAGAUCAUUUAGGGUUAACGCUGGAAAUAUUCCAUUGGGAUCCCAUUCUAGUCCCAGUAUAUUUUCAUUAACAGACCGCAACAUUACCAGCAGCUUCACAACGGGCAGUACAGUGGUCCUGACAGCACGCUGUCUGUCUGCUACUCACAUUGCACCAGGGUAUUGUUUCUGGUCUAGUUUCCUUUUUCUAAAUUGGGUUAAUUGUGAAUUCCCUUUUAUGUAAAGGAGACCUAUACAGGGGUUUAUACAGUCCUAGGCUUCAAUAUUAAUAUGUAUUUAUUUAUAUAUGUAGAAUUUUAUCUGCAGUAUAUAUAAAUCUAUACAUACACUCCCACUUAAAGCUCUUUAAUUACUUGUAAAUGUACAGUAUAAGAAAUGAACUGUGGUAUGGAUCCUUUCCUACGCCAGUGCUAUUCCACAAACAUAACGCCCAUUUCUAAAUAAUACAAUACAAUUGUAGAUGUAUUAAAAACAAGGUAUAACUGCUUGUUCCAAGGGUUGGGAAACUGACAUGCUUCAACGUGUACAAUAUUUACUGGCCUCCCCCCCAAAUCCCUUCCCCAUUCACUAUCCAUACUAUCUUUUAACUCCUGUGCCAACCAUUGUAGAGUACAUCUCUAAUUUGGGCUCAAGAAAGGCACAACGGCAGCAUGUGAGUGUAAGAGCGUGACAGCCUCCCUCUGCUCUGUGCUGGUGGAGCAGAGAGAGAAAGGGAGGCUCUUAUACUCUCUGAACAGCCUCCCUCUGUUCUGUGCUGGUGGAGCAGAGAGAGAAAGGGAGGCUCUUAUACUCUCUGCUCUGUGCUGGUGGAGCAGAGAGAGAGAAAGGGAUGCUCUUAUACUCUCUGAACAGCCUCCCUCGACUCUGUGCUGGUGGAGCAGAGAGAGAGAAAGGGAGGCUCUUAUACUCUCUGAACAGCCUCCCUCGGCUCUGUGCUGGUGGAGCAGAGAGAGAGAAAGGGAGGCUCUUAUACUCUCUGAACAGCCUCCCUCGGCUCUGUGCUGGUGGAGCAGAGAGAGAGAAAGGGAGGCUCUUAUACUCUCUGAUAGCCUCCCUCGACUCUGUGCUGGUGGAGCAGAGAAAGAGAAAGAGAAACUUUUACACGUAGUGUGAUUGAUACCUUCACUUUUAAACAAUGAUUAUGGUGAUAGUGAAAAGGGUGCUAAAGCUAACUAAGGAUAGGGAAAGGGAUUUUAAACUUUACUUAUUGAUGGAGCAUAUAGUGUAUUUUAAAAAUAUGAUCUAUAUGUUUAAUAAAAAGAUGGGCCUCUAACUUACUCAAUAAGCAGAACUGUACCCCCCUCUUCUCCUUUCAACACUAACUAAAUAGCAUAUCCUGUAUUUAUUACUGGGUCAAACUUUUUGUUUUGUUCUUUCUUGUUUUAUUUUGUACAAAAUCUAUAAUAUGGAGAAUAUGUAUAAUAGUUUAAAAAAAGAAUAAAAUUCAUGUUUGUCAUGUUUUUUUUUAAGAGAAUGUAUUUAAUCAUAUGGUGACUGUUAAAUAAACAAAACAAAAGACUCCUGGAGCGU